CUAUGAACGCAGAGGUAUUCCCUAUCGUCAAUACACCCUUCCAAUCUCGCUAAAUCAACCCAGAGCUUGUUGAUAUCUGAAACAUAUCACUCAUGCUUUCUCACUGGUUCUCGGAGUCUGAAACAAGUCCUGGUACAGUUAUCGAGAUGGAGAAGUCAUGGACCGUCGUUCAGGCGUGUGAGGAGCACAUCUCCCAAUAUUCUAAGGACCAAGGCAGCCCAGGUCACCCUCCCGCCUCCGACGUCACAAUUCGACUCAUUUGUGAGCAGACAGAUGGAAAUACCAGAUCACAUAUAAGGAUCUAUAAACAGAUCCCAGCUGCUGGUACCGAGGCCGAGCCAGCAGCUGUUCGCGCCAAGCAAGCCAAACCCUGUGAGCCGGAUGAAUUGAUAGCUCUCCGUGCCCUUACCAAAAAGCGCUCCAGAUUCACGCCGCGCCUGCUGGACUCCAAAAACACCACUCAGGAUGACUCAGGCUUUGUCCCUGGUGGCUUCCUAGUCUAUGUAGCCUGGGAGAUAGUUGCUGGCGAACAACUGGGUACAGAGGGUGGGGACGAAGACUGUGGUUUCUGGAGGAUGGAACAAGAUAAAAGGGAGAUUAUCCGAGAGCACUUCAGAAGUAACUUUCUACAGCUUUCUAAAUGGGGCUAUAUGCCUCUUGGUGGCAGACUGUCCCACCUCGUCUGGGACGAGGAGUCGUCUACUCUUUUCAUCGUUGGCUUCUAUAUGGCGACGACUAAUAUGAAGAAGAAAAAGUGGUCUCCUGCGGUGUGGUUCGCUUGGGGCCUGGCCAAGUGCCCCCGUCCCCCGGGGCCGGACUGGGAUGGGUCAACGAGUGAUUGGAAGUGGUAGUUUGUUCUUUGAUUUUUUUUCUUUUUUUCAUUCGCUCCUUUACUCGUUCCUCUUCUCUACAAUUCUCUUUGUCUCUUCAGACUGCUUCUACCAAUGCUGUGGGCAGUAUUCUCCUGGUACCACGAGAUAAUAAAAG
Molecule: messenger RNA, 987 nt
Organism: Aspergillus vadensis CBS 113365
Lineage: Eukaryota; Fungi; Ascomycota; Eurotiomycetes; Eurotiales; Aspergillaceae
Exons: 3
Coding region: 93-851 (252 amino acids)
Source: RefSeq, a predicted model, not a curated record